UGCCCGGACGCAUUCCGCUCAGGCGAGCCUCGGGCCAUUUAUGGACCGGACCGUCGGAGGGCAAUCCUGGGGCUCGUAUGACUCUUGUGUGCUCCUGCAGAAUAGACGGCCAAACUGCACGCGUAAUACAAGCCUUAUCUCGAGGCUAGGGAGCGUUUCAUGGACGCAAAUAAGGAGCUUGGAGACUCAUUCUCAGGUCCCGUUAAACAGCAGAAACAGGAACAACCAAAUACAGAGCAUGACGACGCUGUGUACCUGAACUUCAUGAAAAGCCACACGUGCUAUGACGCCAUUCCAACCAGCUGCAAACUGGUCGUGUUCGACACCAAGUUACAGGUCAAGAAGGCAUUUUUUGCCCUGGUGGCAAACGGCCUAAGAGCUGCCCCCUUAUGGGACAGCAAGCUGCAAAGGUUUGUGGGCAUGUUGACCAUCACCGAUUUCAUCAACAUCCUGCAUCACUAUUAUAAAUCUCCUAUGGUUCAGAUCUAUGAGCUGGAGAGUCACAAGAUUGAGACAUGGAGAGGUGAUUCCUUUCAAAAUAUCUACCUGCAGUAUUCCCAUCAAUUCCUGAUCAGCAUUUCUCCUAAAGCCAGUCUGUACGACGCCAUCUACUUCCUUUUGAAACAUAAGAUCCACAGACUGCCCGUCCUCGACCCCGAGUCUGGGAACGUCCUUCACAUCCUCACCCACAAGAGGAUCCUCAAGUUCCUGCACAUCUUCGGUCGGACGGUCCCGAAGCCGAAGUUCAUCCACCGGUCUAUCCAGGAGCUCGGGAUCGGAACGUUCCGGAACAUCGCCACCAUUGCGCAGACGGCCAGCGUGUACGACGCCCUCGCCGUGUUCGUGGAGCGGCGGGUGUCCGCCCUACCGGUGGUGGACAAGCAGGGAAAAGUAGUGGCUCUGUAUUCCCGGUUUGACGUGAUUAAUCUGGCGGCCCAGAAGACGUACAACAACCUGCACAUGAGCAUGGGGGAGGCGGUGCGGCGACGCAUGUGCUUCGUGGAGGGCGUGAUCACGUGCUACGCCCACGAGACGCUGGACGCCGUCGUGGAGCGCAUCGUCCAGGCAGAGGUCCACCGGUUGGUUCUGGUGGACUCGGGGGCCGUGGUGCGAGGGAUCGUCUCCCUCUCCGACAUCCUCCAGGGCCUGGUGCUGGCGCCGGCGGGGAUAGACUGCCUGUUGUCCUAAAAACAGCCCCUGACCCCUGACCCCUGACCCCCCGCACCCAUCCUACCACCCGGGGUCUCGCAGCAGGCAGGAACGGCAAGACGCCUGGCAGGAAGGAGACCCCAGGAGAAGUCUUGGAAGAUGAAUCCUUCAUGUCUUAACUGCCGGCACUUUUGCAGUGCCACCUUAUUCGAGCGGGCUAGCUGUUUUUAUGCUAACGGAGGGAAAUGGACACUGUGCAGGGCAGCUUGUCAUCUUUCAAGUGUGUAGAACAGUGUCUGUAUUUUAUGCGUUUGAUCAAAUUGAUCUCGAUUUAAUUUGUUGUACAUUACUGUACAUUACUGUAAUAAACAAUACAUUUGUGUAA
Molecule: messenger RNA, 1534 nt
Organism: Gadus chalcogrammus (walleye pollock)
Lineage: Eukaryota; Metazoa; Chordata; Actinopteri; Gadiformes; Gadidae
Gene: prkag3a
Product: protein kinase, AMP-activated, gamma 3a non-catalytic subunit
Exons: 13
Coding region: 160-1188 (342 amino acids)
Source: RefSeq, a predicted model, not a curated record